UUUUCCGGCGAGAGAAAAAAGGCGACUUUCGAAACAGCGAUGCCCACAUUUCUAUGUUUCUUCAACAGUGAUUUUGCAAUCACUACGCCUUUUUAGCCUACCCAUUCAAAAGGGUCUCAAGAUUCUUCUCCAAGAAUUCAGUAAUUACUCUCUCUUUGGAUUAGGGAUUAGAGAUUAGAGAUUAGAGAAUCCGGCGAGGACUAGAGAUGUUGGCUAACGAGAAUCCAAGGGGUUUCUUUACGCCGCAGCCGCUCAAGUUGAGUGGUUCGCUGGUGCCGGCCUCUCAGUGUAAGCCGCCUCGUCCUCACAGCGCCGGCAACCAGGAUCUCUUUCACGUCAUUCACAAAGUACCCGCCGGAGAUUCUCCCUAUGUCCGGGCUAAACAUGUUCAGUUAAUCGAGAAGGAUCCAAGCCGGGCAGUUUCUUUGUUCUGGGCAGCUAUAAAUUCUGGUGAUCGAGUUGAUAGUGCUCUUAAGGACAUGGCUAUUGUGAUGAAACAGCUGAACCGUUCAGAUGAAGCCAUUGAAGCAAUCAAGUCUUUUCGCCAUCUUAGCCCUAUAGAGUCACAGGAAUCCAUUGACAAUAUAUUGAUUGAACUCUACAAGAGAUCCGGUAGAAUCGAAGAGGAAAUCGAAAUGAUUGAACAUAAACUUAAGAACAUUGAAGAGGGCAUAGCUUUUGGUGGGAAGAAGACUAAGACUGCUAGAUCUCAGGGCAAAAAGGUUGAAAUCACACUUGAGAAAGAGUACUCAAGAUUGCUAGGUAACUUGGCCUGGGCACACAUGCAUUUGAAGAAUUAUAAAUCUGCUGAAGAGAAUUACAGAAAAGCUCUUUCCCUUGAGCCAGAUAAGAACAAGCAGUGCAAUCUUGCAAUCUGCUUGAUGCACAUGAAUAAGAUUGCUGAGGCGAAGUUUCUGCUUCAAUCCAUAAGGGCUUCAUCUGAUUAUAAGGAGAUGGAUGACUCGUGUCACAAGUCCCUAGAACGAGCCAUGGAAAUGGUUUCUGAAUUUGAGUCACAGAUUAUGGUGCCGGGAGGAGAGAUUUGUAAAGGAAGAACAUCCUCCACUAGUACGUUAGAUGUUGAAUUGAAGAGAGAUUCUUCUGUUUCUUGCUGGAGAAAAUAUGGCGGUGGACAUCUGGAAUCCCCGGGAGGAGCCUUUACGCAACCAAGAAGAUGUGCUGCUUCAUGGUCAUCAUUCAAUCAGAAGAAAGGAGGAGGAGGGUGGUCAAGAACUAGCAGAAAAUUGUCAUUUGAAAGCAAUAGUAAUAGUACAUGCAUCUUUCUACCACCAUCUUCUAGUAAUGAGAAGCUGCUGAGAUCUGAUUUGGGUCACUGGAAAAACUGCAAUGUUAUGAAACCUCAAUCUACAUUGCCAAAGAUGAUUCACAACGAGAAAUGGAGAAGAGACUACUACUCGUUGCAAAAUCAUCAAGAGUCGAUUAGUUUUGCCUUGGAAGAAGAAUCAUCAACUGUUGAUUUUUCCCAGAAUUCUGAACAUCUCAAUCUCAUAGGAAGUGAGAAAUCUGGCAAUAACGAGAAACAACAAAGUAAGAAGAGUUGGGCUGAUAUGGUUGAAGAAGAAGAUGACAUGCAAUCUUACGAAACUCAAAGCAACAAGUCCUCUAACAGUCAAGAGGACUUGGAGGAGCUCAAUGACGAAAAUGCUGACUGCAAUGUAAUUCGAAAGACCCCUAGUCUAAAGAAUCUGGCAGAGAAUAUAAGCCAAAGUCUUGAAACAUUAGAUCUCAAUGGUGGAUACUAUACUCAACCUGAAGGGGGGGACUUAGCCAUCCAAACUCCUCUUAGGCUACUAAAGCGAAGGAACAGACUGCAAGUCUUCCAGGAUAUAACUCCAGACAGUCCAAGAUUUUGAUGAAUGCUUUGUCAUUUUUCAAUCAAUGUGCAUACUGGACAGAGUGUAAGUAUAGGAUUUGAUUCUUUCUAUUUGUGAAUAGAAGAGAGUAUACAAGGAAAUGUCCCUAUGAGUGUGUGUCUUCACUGUUCCUAGACUUGGGUUUUUUUCCUUUCUGUAUAAAAUGACUUUUCUUGGAUUUU
Ipomoea nil (Japanese morning glory) is the source of this 2056-nucleotide messenger RNA. Its product is annotated as protein POLLENLESS 3-like. Gene Ontology annotation, molecular function: protein binding. Bases 207 to 1874 code for a protein of 555 amino acids. The record is from RefSeq and is a predicted model, not a curated record. NCBI's taxonomy places the organism in Eukaryota, Viridiplantae, Streptophyta, Magnoliopsida, Solanales, Convolvulaceae. The transcript is spliced from 5 exons.